AUGGCGCUUGAUAAUUACUUUCGCAACAAGAUAGAGAGCAUGAAGCUCGAGAUAAUCAAGGGACAAGCUGUGUUGAGACGACUGGAGGCACAAAGAAAUGAUUACAAUUCGAGAGUACGGCUGCUACGUGAGGAAUUGGGCCUAUUGCAGCAGCCUGGCUCUUAUGUCGGCGAAGUCGUGAAAGUAAUGUCGACAAAAAAAGUGCUUGUUAAAGUUCAUCCAGAGGGGAAAUAUGUCGUUGAUGUUGCCGAUGGCGUCGAUAUCGCAAAACUAACGGUUGGUAAACGCGUAUCCUUGAUGUCGGACUCAUAUAAACUGGAGAAAAUGCUGCCUUCGUCGGUCGAUCCUCUCGUAUCUCUUAUGAUGGUGGAGAAAGUACCGGAUAGUACGUACGACAUGAUUGGUGGUCUCGAUCAGCAGAUCAAGGAAAUCAAAGAGGUGAUCGAACUUGGGUUGAAACACCCCGAGCUCUUUGAAUCUCUGGGCAUCGCCCAACCGAAAGGUGUUCUGCUAUAUGGCCCUCCAGGAACAGGAAAGACGUUAUUGGCUCGAGCUGUUGCCCAUCACACAGACUGCAAAUUCAUUCGCGUCAGUGGAUCGGAGCUAGUGCAAAAGUAUAUUGGUGAAGGCAGUAGGAUGGUUCGAGAAUUGUUCGUUAUGGCGCGUGAACAUGCGCCAAGCAUUAUUUUUAUGGACGAAAUUGACAGUAUUGGAUCCAGCCGCGUGGAGGGAAGCAGUGGUGGUGAUUCUGAAGUACAGCGAACAAUGUUGGAACUUCUUAAUCAACUGGAUGGUUUUGAGCCAACAAAAAAUAUCAAAGUCAUCAUGGCUACGAAUCGUCUCGAUAUUCUCGACCCUGCCCUCCUUCGACCUGGCCGUAUCGACAGAAAGAUUGAGUUCCCUCCCCCAAGUGUUGAAGCGCGGGCAGAUAUUCUUCGCAUUCACUCUCGAUCGAUGAACUUGACCCGUGGAAUAAAUUUGACGAAGAUAGCAGAGAAAAUGAACGGAUGCUCAGGUGCGGAACUCAAAGGCGUUUGCACUGAAGCAGGCAUGUAUGCCUUGCGAGAGCGGCGUGUCCAUGUUACACAGGAGGACUUCGACCUUGCAACAGCUAAGAUCCUGAACAAGCACGAUGACAAAGAGGUCAGUCUUGGGAAGCUCUGGAAGUAA
This is a messenger RNA of Ophidiomyces ophidiicola, 1170 nucleotides long. It is a transcript of the gene LET1, whose product is annotated as 26S protease regulatory subunit 8. Gene Ontology annotation, cellular component: proteasome regulatory particle, base subcomplex. Gene Ontology annotation, molecular function: ATP binding; proteasome-activating activity; ATP hydrolysis activity. Lineage: Eukaryota; Fungi; Ascomycota; Eurotiomycetes; Onygenales; Onygenaceae. The transcript has 3 exons. Gene Ontology annotation, biological process: proteasome-mediated ubiquitin-dependent protein catabolic process. The record is from RefSeq and is a predicted model, not a curated record. Bases 1 to 1170 code for a protein of 389 amino acids.